AAAUUAUUACAGUAUUUGACAACUAUUCAGAAUUGCAUUAAGUUAUUUUAAUUAAUUUUAAAAAUCUAGUAAUGCAAAGAUUGCUGCAAAGUUAUAGAGAACCACAUUUUAAAGGAAAAAGGCAAGAUCAGAGAUUUAAGAUUUAUUAACUAUUAACUAUUAACUUAAUUGGAUAAAAUCAUCAGAUUUUUUUUUAUCGCGUUGAUAGAAAAAUUGAUUAGAGAAUAAAGAUAAGGAAAUUUAUAGAGUUCGGGAAUUUUGCGGUGAGCCACUCCGUCGGUUUCGACUUCACUUUUUAUUGCCCGAUGGAAAAAAAACUGAAGAUUCAAGUCGAUACUGGGAAUUUCGCGUUUGUGAUAGUUUGCGAUAUUUAAUCGCAUUUUUUGUUACUCGGCAGAGCUGAGGAGAUGAGUUGGAAGAUACGAGCGGACUUUCUGGUCGACUCUGACGAUUUGAGUUGGAUCAUCAAUUAUAUUAAUCGCACGUUGGUCAAAGUCAACCCCUUAAUCCCCCUACCCCUACGACGGGAGUUAAUCGGCAUCGACUUCUAAUGCCCAGAGCGAGCCACGAUGCGCGGACCUGUCACGGCUCGCGGCAGCGCGAAAGCGACACUAGCUAGUCGUAUUCGAGGCAGUCGUUGACGAGCUUUCGACUAUGACGGUCACGUUGCUCCCUCAGCAGCCGGCCAGUAUAAACGGGACCUCCACAGCCCGGUGCGCUACCCUUCGCGGUUAAAAGCCGCCUGGCUCCAACCCAGCCGCGCUCGUACCAAUUGGGCUGAGAAAUUAUGCGAGAACGGGGGUCAUCGUGAACGAAGACGCGAGCGAACGUCGACGAAAUAUCAAUCGCGGUGGUGGUGCGGAGAGGAUUAACAAAGUGCAGUGAACCGACGACGUCCGUUUUCGCGACGGUGCCGAAUAGUACCCGAGACUUUGUGACAUCUCCUCUUCUGUUUUCACUCCCGUGCGAGCUUGCGUGCGAUUCCGGAAUCAGGAGUCAGGAGUCUCCAGCCGCGAUGACCACAUCGACGCAUUAUUCGCCGUCGCGAUCGUCCCUGAGCUGCUGCCAGUUCGACCGGGGCAGUCAGGAUGACGUGCGAGGCCCGGCCAUCAUCGGCAACAACAAUUAUUUCCUGCGGAAGGAGAAGUACUCCUUCCCGAAGAGGCCCCAGCUUGACCUGUCGUUCCGCGACGUGCGCUACCGCGUCAAGGAAUGGAGCCUGCGUAAUUUCUCCAUCAGCGAGAAAGAGAUUCUGCAUGGUGUCAGCGGCGAAUUUAAGGCCGGCGAAUUGGUGGCCAUAAUGGGACCGUCCGGAGCCGGGAAAUCGACAUUGUUGAAUGCUCUUGCCGGUUUCACCGUAAAGGGGGUGAGCGGAGAGGUUCUGGUCAACGGCAAGGUUCGAGUGCCGCAGAGCGAACGAUGGAAAAGGACAUCGUGUUACAUUCAGCAGGACUCCAUUCUCAGGCCAUGCAUCACUGUGGGAGAAGCCAUGACUCUAGCUGCUCAUUUGAAGCUCGGUUGCACAAUCAGCUCCGCUUACAAGCACACCCAGGUUUUAGAGCUGUUGGAGAUGCUGGGAUUGACUCAUUGCUACGACACGUUAUGCGGAAAAUUAUCGGGAGGACAAAAGAAGCGGCUCGACAUUGCCUUGGAACUCCUAACUAAUCCUUCAGUAUUAUUCCUCGAUGAGCCAACGACUGGUCUGGAUUCCUCCUCGUGCAGCCAAUGCGUCGCUCUGAUGAAACGAUUAGCGGAAUUAGAAAGGCGCACGGUAAUCUGUACGAUUCAUCAGCCGAGUGCGUUGCUCUUGGAGAUGUUUGAUACCCUCUACGUGGUGGCCGGUGGCUACUGCAUAUACAGAGGUCCGGUCAGGUCGCUGCUACCGCACCUGGCCUCCGUCGGCGCCCACUGCCCGCCGUAUCACAAUCCAGCGGAUUUCGUUCUCGAGGUGGCGAUCGGCGAAUAUGACAUUUCGCUCGAUAAGCUGGUGGCGGCGGCGGAAACGAUUCCGAACGAUCAGAAGACAGUCGCUCUCACCACGGGAUUGCCUGAAGAAACGGACAGAAUCAAAGAACCGCCAUCACCUGCCGGUUUCCUGACGCAAUGUUAUCUUCUGUACAAGAGGCAGUUGUUAUGCUUGAAAAGAGACUACACGUUGUUGAUGGCGCGAUUACUCUGUCAUCUGUUAAUUGGCGUGAUUUUCGGAUAUCUGUAUAUGGGAAGCGGUUAUCGAGCUAACGUCUUGGCGAAUUACGUUUAUCUAUACGGAUCGCUGCUGCUUCUUGUUUAUACCGGAAAAAUGGCAGUCACUCUCGCCUUCCCACUGGAGAUGCGGAUUCUCACGAGGGAGCAUUUCAAUCGCUGGUACCGGCUGGCCCCGUAUUAUAUCAGUAUGUUGCUGGUCGAGAUACCUUUCCAAGCGGCCUGUGCGGCGACAUAUCUCGCAGUAAGCUACUGGUUAACAGGACAGCCUGUAGAGACGAAUCGUAUAAUAUUCUUCAUGAUAGUCAGCAUAGCCGCCAGCCUGACGGCGCAAGCUUGGGGUUUCUUCAUCGGCGUUACCACGCCGAUUAAGAUUGCGGUCUUCGCCGGUCCGAUAAUCGCGGUGCUGUUCUCCAUUUUCGGCUUUUGCAUACGCUACAUAGACACGCCGAUCCUCUUCCGCUGGAUGUUCCACGUGUCGUACUUUCGCGCGGGCUUCCACAGCCUGCUGUACACCGUGUACGGAUUCGACCGGAUGGACCUGAAGUGCGACGAGUUCUACUGUCACUACAAAAGGCCGACCAAAUUUCUCAACGAGAUGGACAUCAACGACGUAAACGUGGUGAAUAAUCUGAUACUCAUCCUCGGCAUCGGGGUGCUGAUGCACCUUCUAACGGCGAGCGCGCUUUGGUGCAAGCUCAACAGAAGAUGA
Molecule: messenger RNA, 2914 nt
Organism: Pogonomyrmex barbatus (red harvester ant)
Lineage: Eukaryota; Metazoa; Arthropoda; Insecta; Hymenoptera; Formicidae
Product: ATP-binding cassette subfamily G member 4
Biological process (GO): transmembrane transport
Cellular component (GO): plasma membrane
Molecular function (GO): ATP hydrolysis activity; ABC-type transporter activity; ATP binding
Source: RefSeq, a predicted model, not a curated record